AAUAAAUACGUUGAGAAAACAGGUUCGGUUUGGUUUUGGCAAAACAAAAAUAUAAGAAGGGAGUCACCAUGGAAGACCAAAAACAAUGCAUCAGGUUCUGCUCACACUCACAGCAAGAAGAAGGCCAAUUGCAAUCUUUUCAUUAACCCUCCUCUUGAGCACCGCCAUCUUCAUAUCAUCAGUUUUCUUGCAGCCAAAAAACCCUCCUCCUCCUCCUCCUUCUUCUUCUCAAAAACAGCAAUCCAUGGCUGCUGCUCGUAGUUUUGUACUAUGGCUUCAUGGAUUGGGUGACUCAGGCCCUGCCAAUGAGCCCAUCAAGGCCCUCUUCACUUCUCCUGAAUUUCGUACCACCAAAUGGUCUUUCCCUUCUGCUCCUAUUGCCCCUGUCUCCUGCAACUAUGGUGCUAAAAUGCCAUCAUGGUUUGACAUCCAUGAGAUUCCUGUGACAGCUGAUUCUCCAAAAGAUGAAAGUAGUUUGUUGAAAGCUGUUCAGCAUGUGCAUGCAAUGAUAGACAAGGAAAUAGCUGCAGGGACAAAUCCUGAGAAUGUGUUUGUGUGUGGAUUCAGCCAAGGAGGUGCAUUGACCUUGUCCAGUAUUCUGCUGUACCCAAAAACUCUAGGAGGUGGAGCCGUCUUCAGUGGAUGGGUUCCUUUUAAUUCUUCUAUCAUGCAACAGGUUUCACCAGAUGCAAAGAGGACACCUAUUCUGUGGUUACAUGGAAUGGCUGACGCAACAGUAUUGUUUGAAGCUGGACAAGCAGGCCCCCCUUUGCUUGAAGAAGCUGGUAUAAGCUGCGAGUUUAAGGCUUAUCCUGGUCUUGGCCAUUCAAUAAACAAUGCAGAGUUGAAAUACCUGGAAUCAUGGAUCAAGACUCGCCUGCCAAGUUCUUCUUAGAGUUUUGGGUACUGUUGAACAUGCAUAAGCUUCAUGUCAUAGCUCUAGGUUAUGUGGUAGAAUCUAUCACAUAUACAGGGGGGACAAAUAUUCAGAUAUUAUUAUGCGCGUUGUGG
Messenger RNA from Populus euphratica (Euphrates poplar), 1011 nucleotides. RefSeq names its product acyl-protein thioesterase 1-like. Gene Ontology annotation, biological process: protein depalmitoylation. NCBI's taxonomy places the organism in Eukaryota, Viridiplantae, Streptophyta, Magnoliopsida, Malpighiales, Salicaceae. Gene Ontology annotation, cellular component: cytoplasm. The transcript is spliced from 6 exons. Gene Ontology annotation, molecular function: carboxylic ester hydrolase activity; palmitoyl-(protein) hydrolase activity. The coding region runs from base 86 to 895 and encodes 269 amino acids. The record is from RefSeq and is a predicted model, not a curated record.